Molecule: messenger RNA, 1914 nt
Organism: Candidula unifasciata
Lineage: Eukaryota; Metazoa; Mollusca; Gastropoda; Stylommatophora; Geomitridae
Source: the annotation of a GenBank genome assembly
AUGAUGUCCAUCAGUAAAUAUAUUCCAAGGCUACACACACAAUUCCAAGCCACAUCUCGUUUUUUUCAUUUGAAAAGAGGAUUACUAAAAAAGCAAUAUAAUUAUAAUUUGGACAGCUUGAUCGAAUGGAAGAAAGAAACGGCCAAAGUUUUUGGCUCGGUACGUAAGCCAACAAAGACCGGCAAAAUAAAGAAAACAAAGAAGGUUCUUGAUCUUCAUAUGGAGGAGAAUUUACAGAUUCUGAGCACUCUGUCGGUGAACAAAGAACAUGUUUUAGACAUUGAGAUUAAUUCUUCGGACAAAAAAGACAAAAAAGUAAAGAGCUCUGUAACUUGCAAUAGUACUGCAAAUGACAAACACAGUUCUAAUUCAUCUUCUUCAUGCACCACAGACGUAUAUAAACAUGGAGGAAAAAUAAGAAUUGCAGAAAAUUUCUCUACGAAGGAUAAUUAUUUUGACAUUCCUGAUGAUGUUUUUAUGUCAUCUGCUGUUCCACCCGAUGCUGCGGAAAUUUGGGACAACGAUAUUUGUGCUAGUGAUGGCAAGGAAAGGGAAGCAGUUGUUUAUUACGACAAAGAUUUAAAAGAGGACAUUAUAAUUCCAAAGCUGUCACCAAUACCAGCAUGUGACUCUGGAAAUACGCAUAAAUUUACCAAGUCUGUGAUCAGAAAUCGUACUAACCCUGCUGUGUCUAUGGUACAGUAUUCUUCAAAUAAAAGUAGAAGUAAUGAAUUUGUUAAUCAUAAUAAUGAAACUAUAGAAACAAACAAUUCAGUGAGUAUUUCAGAAACUGCAGCAUCAGCUGUUUCUAACCCUGAGUCUGCAUCUUCAGGCCACAUAAAUCCUAGAAAAACUAUCAGGAACAGCUCAUCAAAAACCACAAAAAAGACCACUUCAACAACUGUUUCUGACGAUCUCGAAGAUAAUUUGAAUAAAGGGUUGUCAGCAACAGAAAUGUUUAUUCCCAAAGUGAAACCAAUUCCAGUGGAAACCCUGUCAUAUACAACUUCAGAGUUGAUAGUUCAGCCUGAGAUGUCUUCAGUGCCUAAACCUCAAACUUCAGUAUUAGAUUCUAUAAUAAACCUUCCAAUUGAACCUCCAGAUUCUUUUGAAAUUAUUCGUAAUGUUCCUUUGUUUCCAAUUGAGAACAGCAACUGGCAAAAUAGAAUAGAUUCCCAGCUUUAUGAUGCAUUCAGAACAGAUAUAGAACAGAUGUGUUUGAACGUACUCCCAUCUGUGAAGACCAUUCUUAGUAAAACAAUGCCAGACCUCAAUCGUUUUUUUCUAAAUCGUUGGCGAGAAGGAUUGAUUAAAGAGCUUGGAGAGGAAGGCUUCAAAAAACACCAAGAUGCCACAAUCAGAAAUGGGUUGAACUUGCAUGCCAAUAUUAUGGAAUGGUUGUCUGGGAGACAAGCUGAGGAACUGCAGAUUAUGCCUGACAAUGAGGGUCACUGGUCCAGCCUGCAGCCGGCUCUCAAGGCCAUCAGUGAUGUCAGAGGUGUUGAACUGGAAGUCACCCAUAACCUUCUCAACUAUAGAGGUGUCUUUGACUGCCUGGCUCGAUACAAGGAUUUGUUGUGCAUGAUUGACUGGAAGACUUCAAAGAAACCCCGGCCACUUCUGAAAAACACUUACGAUGAUCCACUUCAGAUAGCUGCUUAUAUUGGAGCACUGAAUGCAAGUGAAGCAUAUGUGAAAAAGUAUGGUGAGGUCAGCCAUGGAAUGAUUGUCGUGGCCUACCCUGAUGGAAGUCCAGCUCACAUUCAUGUGAUGAACAAAUCAACCUGUGAGAAGCACUGGGUGGAGUGGACAGAGCGGCUGUACAGCUUCUAUCAGCUGACUUACACAGAGAGGAUGGCAGCAAACAGAGACAAGAUUCACGCAAAGAAAGUAUCAAGGUUAAGUGCUGCUUAA